UGGAACGUCGAUUGGCAUAGACGCUAAGUCAACCUUCCUCUGUCGGCUCCACCACUGACCAUUAACAAUAAACAGGUCCUUUCGAGUCAUACAGUGACAACCAUGCAUCAGUGUCUUUGUCUCACGGUAACGAUAGAUUUCGGCAGUAUGCUGUAAUCGGUGUAUUACAUCCGAAAGUUGACACAUCGGCGCAUAUGCUUGGUUCGCUCCCGAACAGCAGGGGGGUAUAAAACCAACAUGGGCGAGGUCGCAUGAUGUUGCACACGCCCUAUGGAUUCGUCUUGGCAACGUUCUGCACCUGUAUUCAGGACUCAACCCGAAAAAGGUAACGAAGAAAAUACUAAGUCAGUCCUGAUCGAAGAGAUCAAACCCUCAAUUACACCGUCAACACCGCAAGAGCUUACUCAAGGAGGUUCCUGUACAUCUUCUGUGUCUGCGACUGCAAAAACGUUUGAUGACAGUCAUGCGAAUCCAACGGAAGCCGACGAACUAAUCGUUGAUUGGGACGGCCCCGACGAUCCGCACAACCCUCGAAAGUCACUGGACGAUAUACAGGAAAUGGGCGGCGACUCUUGCCGUGUCAGCUUCAUUUCUUCCAUUUCAUCGUCGAUGGUGGCUCCUGCGGCUGAACAGAUCUCACAAGAGUUCAGCAUCCACAGCGGUGUUACAUUAUCAAUGGUGGUUUCCUGUUAUGUUCUUGCAUACGCCGUCGGCCCUCUUGUUCUAAGUCCUCUCAGUGAAGUGUACGGUCGGUCCCGUGUCCUCCAAAUCGCUAAUCUUUUCUUCCUUGCGUUUAAUCUUGCGUGUGGGUUCGCACAGAAUACAAGUCAACUUGCCGUAUUCCGAUUCUUGUCGGGGUUGGGUGGAAGUGCACCGCUCUCGGUCGGUGGUGGUACCCUUAGUGACAUGUUCGCAGCCGAAGAUCGUGGCAAGGCUAUCUCCAUAUAUUCGGUGGCGCCCCUGGUUGGCCCAGCCAUCGGUCCGAUCGCUGGAGCUUUCAUCGCACAAACUACCACAUGGCGAUGGGUCUUCUGGUCAUCGACGAUAGCAGAUGGUAUUGUGCAACUUUUCGGAUUAUGGUUCUUGCAAGAAACCUACCCACCUGUCCUUCUUGAACGCAAGGCGGCCAAGAUCAGGAAGCAAAUGGAUUCAGAGAAGAGACUUUAUACGAGUUUCAGGACGGUCUAUCAAUCCAAAGGUGGACGCAGCUGGGAGGAACCCUUCACGGAAGCUCUCAUUCGACCGUUCAUUCUAUUUGCCCAAGAGCCAAUUAUCCAGCUGUUUGGGUUGUAUCUAGCGCUGUCGUAUGGAACGGUUUACUUGACAAUUACUACUCUCCCACAGAUAUACAGUACUGUCUACCAUGAGAAGAUCAGCAUUGUCGGACUUCAUUAUCUCGCUCUGGGACUCGGAUUCAGCUUGACUUCACAGAUCAACUCUCGUCUCCUUGACCGUGUGUACGUAUACUACAAGGACAAGAACGGUGGCGUUGGGAAACCAGAAUACCGACUGCCUGUUAGCAUUCCAGUAUCGUUAGGUUUACCGAUCGGCCUACUCAUUGCGGGAUGGGGGGCUCGGGAGAACGUGCAUUGGAUAGUCCCAGACAUAGGCUUUGUCUUGAUUGCGGCGGGCAUUGUAGCAGCAUUUCAAGCAAUGCAGACGUAUAUAGUCGACGCAUUUACAUUGUAUGCCGCCUCAGCUUUGGCAGCUGUAUCCUGCUUCCGGUCAUUAGCAGGCUUUGCUUUCCCCUUGUUUGCUCCUAAUAUGUACCAGGCGUUGGGGUAUGGUAAGGGUAACACAAUUCUUGCAGCAAUCUCGUUCGUUCUUGGGCCUCCUACACUUUGGCUCUUCUGGAAAUACGGAGAGCGAAUACGGAAUAUGAGCAAGCGUGCAAAGGAUGUGCGUGUUGCGCCCAUGAAGUAGUACUUCAUGGAAAAUAUUGCGGCGUAUCACCCACCAUCCGAAUUUUUUUUACCUCUGCAGAAGGACAGACGUUGUCUGCAUUCAAAUCUUUCCAUAUUUCAUAUAAUAUUGAUGGCUGAAUUUAAUGGCUUAUUUGCACUCUUGGGAGGGUACAUGCAGACUAAAUCUAAACGGGUACGAAUAUCAGCCAGUUUUUCAAUGAGUGGGUGAGGAUAAGCGUAAAAGCAAUACGGCGUAUUUGAAAAGUAAUGCCCAGGUUUCGCCAUCCAGUGUUUGGAGCUCGAAAUUUCAGAAUAUCGGAACACCACAGCAGCCAAUGGACUGGAGAUGAUGAUCGAGUCGAGCAUCUGGGAACGUUUGGGCUGUUAGUGACAUGCAGAUUCGAAUAUACGUAUUGGCAUCGA
Messenger RNA from Somion occarium, 2327 nucleotides. Lineage: Eukaryota; Fungi; Basidiomycota; Agaricomycetes; Polyporales; Cerrenaceae. The record is from the annotation of a GenBank genome assembly.